Molecule: messenger RNA, 4757 nt
Organism: Fusarium odoratissimum NRRL 54006
Lineage: Eukaryota; Fungi; Ascomycota; Sordariomycetes; Hypocreales; Nectriaceae
Product: F-box and WD-40 domain-containing protein CDC4
Exons: 3
Coding region: 972-4070 (1032 amino acids)
Biological process (GO): proteasome-mediated ubiquitin-dependent protein catabolic process; ubiquitin recycling
Cellular component (GO): cytoplasm; nucleus
Molecular function (GO): ubiquitin binding
Source: RefSeq, a predicted model, not a curated record
CGUUUUCACCCAAUCACGGUCCCUGUGACACCGGCUAGACCCUGUCCAAGUCUUAGGAAAGCACGCAGGGCCAACCAGUCUACAGCCAGGCUAUUCCCCAAUGGGCCUAGCUGUGAAAAUGGAGAGUCCAUAUCCACCUUGGCCCGAGAACCAGAGACCAACAACUCCUCCAUCACAUCAGCCUGCACCACAUCUCUUCUCUCACCAAAGCCUCGUCAGCAAAACGAAGCCCUUUCCCCCCAAGACAGAAAAGGGCCAGAGACACAGAAUUAUACGGGCGACGGUUUCUUUUUUGUUUGCUUUUGCCCCUUGUUACUUCGUGUCUCGUUUUUCUUCUUAAUUAUACUCGUUUUCUCUUCACCCUCCUCGCCACACUCCCUUGUACACUCCCCUUGCCUCCCCAGCCUUGAAGUGCACGCGUGCUCGCUCAGUCAGAUAGCCUUACGACCCUUCGUUCUGCCGCCCUGGCUUCCGCGUCUCCAUCAGCUUCGAUCUACUGCGUUUCGACCGUGUUGUCCCCUUUCCGGUCUCGGGCCUGAGGCUAGCCUCAUAUCGAAAGCCCUUCGCGUCCGUUGUCGAUAUCCGUCCCCCUUGUCGACAUAUCUCAAUAACGACCAUAUUGUCACAGAAGUUGCCGGCACUACCAGUCUUCCCAUUCGAUCAAGUCCAGAGAGUCUGAUGCCAGUGGAGUAAGGGCUCGAAAUCACCAAACCUUCGAAAUCUGGCCGUUAGACAACCUUAAGUUUCGCUUAAGCAUCUGCAUGUCCGGAACAAAACCACUUUCUCCUCUUUCGCGUUUCUUGUUCCCCGCGCAGCUUAGCUGUUCCAACAACACAUCUCUGAUACUACGAGCCUUGGAGCUCCGGAACCAGUCUUGAUACUGAUCUCAUCAAGACUGCUAAAUCGGAACUCGUCCCUAGCCUUGUGCAUUUGACGGAUGAACACAAACACACACAAACACCGACCGCAUCAUGACACCAUCCCCCGCAACUAGCCAGGCUCUUGAGCCUCGUCACCCCAAAGCUUCACAAACAGUAUCCGUCAACAUCUCCGAGGGGACUCAGAACCGCUCCCGCCGCUUCCAGCUCGAGGUGAGCGAGUGUGUCGAGACUAAGACUGUUACGACCACUACUCGUCUCACGCGAAAGUUCCCUCAGGUCUUCGUUCGUGACCCUGUACCUCUGGAGAACCUAGACACAAAAGAGUAUCCUCUCGCUAUGAAGCCUACUCCCCCUGAACUGAUCCGGUUCUCGUAUAACAUGCCAAGUGCUAUUGAGACUGACGAUGAAGUUGAAGAUGAACCGAUGGAUCAUCAGUUAUCUUGCAAUUCUCGGUCUACCCCCACUCAACUCAAAACCGAGUCCCCUCAAGAGUCCAACCUCGGCCGGAUACCCAAGCAUCGAUCACAAUCUCCCUCAGAAGGAUAUCCUCGCCGUUCCCGCGCUUCUAGAGCUACCACUAUAGAUUCCCCCGAAUCUUCAGCACCCACUUCGAACCCUCGACGACCUGGUCGCUCCAUUCCCCUGAACGCCGUAUCGGAUAAACUUCGUCGCUCCAUUGCCCAUAAUUCGAAUCGACAAGGAGAGAGGUCAUCCAGGCCUUCUGGGGGCUUCCUUGCUACUCCCGAUACUUCAGAAGUCGUUGGUGCGGCUGAGAGAUCAGCUCGCCGACGCUCGUCACAACAUGAACGAAAUCAAUCACCCGAAGCAUCUUCCUCGGCUGUCAGCCCUCAUUACGAAGCCACCAGCCCUGUAGAGAGUGAUUCACAUACUGUCUUUAGCAGCAAUGUCGCUACUCCACCAAUUACUGAUGCUGACGCAGAACCGUUCGCUGAUGCUGAUGGAUCUUUACAACAACCUAUCCGUCCCUUUAAUCCCCGUCCCAGUAUCGAUGUCGUUGCCGCCCAAGAUGCUAGUCUUCCUAGUCCCAGACUGUCGCCUACCUUGGCAGCCGCUCAGCUACAUACUGCCGAUGACGAUGAUGAGACACAGCCUAGCUUCCAGUCCUCGAACCUAGAUCCCUCAAGAUGGGUUGAUGAAUCACAGCCAAUGGAAGAUGAUUCCUUGACUGCUCUCGUUCGUACUGGCCAUUCCCAGGAUGAUUACGCCCUUGCUCGCACUGAUGGUGCCCCUCAAGGUGUCGAUUCACUACAAGUCGUCGACACACAGACACUCCUCGAGGCAUUCGACUCCAUGAAAACCGAAAUGAAGACAUUCAUGAUGUACCAGUUUCUUCGCCGUUGUCCUCGUCCUACCCUCCGCGUUGUGGCCAACGCUGUGAACCCAGCACUCAAAUGUGAUUUCUUACGACAGUUACCCCUGGAACUUGGAUAUUCUGUUUUGUCUCAUCUCGAUCACCGAGAUCUUUGUCGAGCUGCACAAGUCUCAAAGCACUGGCGAAACAUUGUUGAUCGUAAUGAAACAGGGUGGAAGGAACUGUUUGACAGAGAUGGCUACACCCUCCCACCUGGGGAACUUCAGAAGGCCAUUAUCCAAGGUUGGGGCUGGCAAGAUCCUGUUGGCGCAAAUGGAUACGAAAAGGAUUUGAGCAUGCGAACCCGGUUGACUUCAACUGAGCACGAGCUUACCCGGACUCUUCGACAAGAGACAGCCUCCAAGUCUCGGGCUUCCAAGCGCAAGCGAGCGAUCAACACUUAUUCGGCCGAACGAUCUAAGCGACGUGCCAGUGCGCAGGAAGCCGUGGCUCGUGAAGAGAACAAGUCGCAGCCCGAGGCCCGCCAACACAAGUCGGAAGGACCACUGUCUGCUGCAAAUGCUGCCGCUACAGCUGUCCCUGAUCCCCAGCUUGGACUGCCCAGUCUUCGCGAGCUUCAUCUAUACAAGUCACUUUACCGCCGUCAUCACAUGAUCCGUAAGAGUUGGACCAGCGGCGAGGUUAAACCUGGCCACGUCGCGUUCGCAGCUCAUCCUCGUCACGUUAUUACGUGUCUCCAGUUUGACGAAGACAAGAUCAUUACAGGUAGCGACGAUACGCUCAUCCACAUCUACGAUACUAAGACGGGCAAGCUCCGCAAGAAGCUUGAAGGUCAUGAAGGUGGUGUCUGGGCACUACAGUAUGAAGGCAACAUGCUGGUGUCUGGCUCUACUGACAGAUCUGUUCGCGUCUGGGAUAUCGAACGUGGCCUUUGCCAGCAGGUAUUCUACGGACACACUAGUACUGUCCGUUGCCUGCAAAUCCUGAUGCCCACCGAGACUGGGAGAGAUUCCAGUGGACAGGCCAUCAUGCAGCCCGAGAAGCCUCUCAUCAUCACCGGCUCCAGGGACAGUCAGCUCAGGGUCUGGCGACUUCCUGAGGUUGGGUCCCGUCGAUAUAUCCAGACUGGCCCCCCAGCUCAUGAGUCCGACUGCCCUUACUUCAUUCGAGUGUUGGCCGGACACACGCAUUCUGUUCGCGCCAUUUCCGCUCAUGGUGACACCCUCGUCAGUGGCUCUUAUGACAGCACUGUCCGGGUUUGGCGUAUCAGCACCGGUGAGGCUCUCCAUGUGCUCCAUGGUCACUCUCAAAAGGUUUACUCUGUCGUCCUCGACCAUGAACGCAAUCGUUGUAUCUCGGGCUCGAUGGAUUCGCUGGUCAAGAUCUGGGAUCUUGCAACUGGCGCGUGUCUGUACACUCUCGAGGGACACAGUUUGCUCGUCGGUUUGUUAGACCUUCGCGAUGAGCGAUUGGUGUCGGCGGCGGCCGACUCGACUCUUCGUAUCUGGGAUCCAGAAAAUGGCAAAUGCCGCAAUACUCUCAUGGCGCAUACUGGGGCUAUUACCUGUUUCCAGCACGAUGGCCGGAAAGUUAUUAGUGGCAGUGAGAAGACGGUCAAGAUGUGGGAUGUCCGAACUGGCGAAUGCGUUCAGGACUUGUUGAGCGAUCUCAGUGGUGUUUGGCAAGUCAAAUUUGACGAACGACGAUGUGUGGCUGCUGUCCAGCGUGAUUCACUCACCUACGUCGAGAUUCUUGACUUUGGAGCUGUCCGAGACGGCAAGCCACCAGAGGAACUCGGCAAGCGUAUCCUUCUCAACGAACCUGAGGUUCGCGCAAUGAUUGAGGAAGAAGCUUAAUACAUCACAUUACGGAUGAAUGGAUGACGGACCACGCAUAUAGGCAAUAUGUUUUUUUUUCGCAACGGGUUGUUCUACACAUGGGUAACUGAUGAAACAACGGCGUUGAGGUAUCGUACAUUUACGCAUAAACAACACACAUAGUUACGAAGUACCAGCAUGAACCGGGCGGGCAGGCGUUUGUUGCUAUUGGGAUGGAUGCAUGCAUAUACCUAUUGUUUUUUAUUCAGAAGUUGAUACAUGUCAUGGAGGCUCAGGGCAGACAGAGGUUCAACCUUUUGUCUCGCGAUGAGCUGAAAGAUACAUGAACAAAAGCCAUGUUUAGGGGCUCAGCAUGCAAUUAUAGGAGUCAAUGAAUUUGGUACACUUUGUCGAGUCUCAGUCUGUGAUGUUUGUGAACGUUGGCUCGUAGAUUCCGUGGUGCGGUCGUGUUCCGCUGAUGGUGAUACAGGCUACGAAGGAUCCUGGCCAUUCAAGAUCAAGGAAUGAAGAUCGAUGGAUUUCUGGGUCGAGUGUGGAGAUGGACUAUCGCAAGCAUACAGGGACAAUUGCACAUUUUACAGUUUUGACAUAGAGAGCCGAUUAGUAUAAAAAGGCUGUUAAUUGUUUUGUGAAGGGUGGAAAUAAGCUUGUUCGUUAAACAGUCUGCGUUGAUAACUUUAAGGCCAAGUCCCGAUGAUACCGAGC